GUACGAGUACUGGAGGUAGGAACAGUUGUCCAAGUAGAGUACGGACCAAUAUAACUCUACGCGACAUCGCGCCAAGACAUCCCCUUCACUCCGAAGCGCGUCUCACGAGACGCUCCCAACGUACCGUACCAUACUCCAACCACCAAAUUCAACAACUCAUACUCAACUACAAUCAAGAUGCCAUCCAAAAAACGCAAGGACGAAGGGGAAGACCUCGUCGAUGAAGAGCCACCGUCAGUUGUGCCAUAUGAUGUACUCGGACUCGAGAAGAGCGCAACCGCCGAUGAGAUCAAGUCGGCGUACCGCAAAGCUGCGUUGAAGCACCACCCAGGUUAGUUCUCCUCUCUCUAUCUUCUUCUUUGCUACUCUUUGCGUGCAAUUAUCUAUCCGCGCGCUAUUGGCAUUAUGUAUUUGAAGCUUUGAAACAAUCUGCAAUGUCAAAACUUACUAACUCCAUCUCAAGACAAGGCCCCAGAACACCUCAAAGAUGAAGCCCACACCAAAUUUCAAGAAGUCGCCUUCGCCUACGCCAUUCUCUCUGAUCCAGUCCGUCGAAAACGUUACGACGUCACAGGUUCGACCUCGGAAUCAAUCGACAUUGACGGCUUCAGCUGGUCCGAGUAUUACUCUGAGCAAUUCCGCGACGUGAUAACUUCCGAAUCAAUUGCAACCUUCUCAAAAGGCUACAAGGGAUCCGAUGAGGAGAAGGACGAUUUGCUUAGCGCAUACACAAAUGCCAAGGGCAAAUGGAGUGGCAUUUAUGAGACUGUCAUGUUGAGCAAUCCGUUGGAGGACGAGGAGAGAUUUAGGGAGAUUAUCGACAAGGCUAUUGCCGAGAAGGACGUGGAGGCUUAUACGGCUUACACCAAGGAAACUGCGAAGCAGAAGGAGAGUCGCAUGAAAAAAGCGAGGAAAGAGGCAGAGGAAGCAAUGGAAUACGCCAAAGAACUGGACGACGAGGAGCAAGUAUCUGGGAAAACAAAUGACAGCAACAGCAAGAAGAAGAAGGGUGGCCAAGACGAUUUAGCAGCUCUGAUUCAGCAAAGACAGGCAGGACGUGGAGCUGCUUUCCUUGAGAGCCUGGAAGCGAAAUACGUCAAGGAGAAUAAGAAAUCGAAAGGCAAGGCGGGAAAGAAAGGCAAGAAGAGAGCUAUAGAUGAGGACGAGGAUGAAGAUGAUGGCAUGCCCUCAGAAGAAGCCUUUCAAGCUGCCGCAGCAAAGCUGAAGCAGAAGAGCGAGGCUAGUGGAGGAAGGAGGUCCAAGCGUGCGAAGAGUUGAUUCAUGGCGAAUCGUUCUUCAGUCAUCUGUUUUCAAGGAUUUUUAUUUGAAGUUAUUUACUCUGGCAUGAGCGCUGGAG
This is a messenger RNA of Hymenoscyphus albidus, 1357 nucleotides long. The record is from the annotation of a GenBank genome assembly. Lineage: Eukaryota; Fungi; Ascomycota; Leotiomycetes; Helotiales; Helotiaceae.